This is a messenger RNA of Dentiscutata heterogama, 965 nucleotides long. NCBI's taxonomy places the organism in Eukaryota, Fungi, Glomeromycota, Glomeromycetes, Diversisporales, Gigasporaceae. The record is from the annotation of a GenBank genome assembly.
GCAGAAUUGAUGUUAAAAGCAUGUUCUGAAAUAGUAAAUGAAUUAAUAACAGCUCACGAACAAAACAAAGAUGUUAAUCUGAAUGGAUUGAAAACAAAAUAUUCGAGACUUAAUAAAUUAUCAAAUCAGCCUAAAUUGGUUGACAUUAUUGCGGCUAUACCUGAACAGUAUAAAAAUGCAUUGAUGGGAAAGCUGAAAGCUAAGCCUAUUAGAACUGCUAGUGGGAUUGCUGUUGUAGCUGUUAUGUGUAAACCACAUCGAUGUCCUCAUAUUGCAGUUACUGGAAAUGUUUGUGUAUAUUGUCCAGGUGGUCCAGAUUCCGAUUUUGAAUAUUCAACGCAAUCAUAUACUGGUUAUGAACCAACAAGUAUGAGAGCUAUUAGAGCAAGAUAUGAUCCUCUAGAACAAGCCAGAGGACGUGUUGAUCAAUUGAAAAGUUUGGGUCACAAUGUUGAUAAGGUUGAAUAUAUUAUUAUGGGUGGCACGUUUAUGUCAUUACCUGAAGAUUAUAGAAAUUGGUUUAUUGCCAAUUUACAUAAUGCUUUAUCUGGUCAUACAACUAAUGAUGUUGAUGAAGCUGUAAGUUAUUCGGAACUAAGUAUGACAAAAUGUAUUGGAAUUACUAUUGAAACACGUCCUGAUUACUGUUUGAAGCCACAUUUGAGUCAAAUGCUACGGUAUGGAUGUACACGCCUAGAAAUAGGUGUACAAAGUGUAUAUGAAGAUGUAGCAAGAGACACAAAUCGUGGUCAUACGGUUAAGGCUGUAACUGAAACUUUUCAGCUAGCAAAAGAUACAGGAUUUAAGGUUGUUUCUCAUAUGAUGCCAGAUUUACCUAAUGUUGGGCUUUACGAAUUAUGGAGAACAGGCCGAUAUAAAAAUUAUACGCCUAACGCACUGGUUGAUCUGAUCGCUAGAAUUCUAGCUCUUGUCCCUCCCUGGACUAGAAUUUACAGAGUACAAAG